Molecule: messenger RNA, 264 nt
Organism: Arctia plantaginis
Lineage: Eukaryota; Metazoa; Arthropoda; Insecta; Lepidoptera; Erebidae
Source: the annotation of a GenBank genome assembly
AUGUACCAGGAAGCAGAAGCUUCCGGCGCUCUUUUCGCAGAAGGUGAAGUUAAUGUGACGACUAAUGACCAACCAGUCGAAACUAGAGACAAAACCAAAGACCAAGAAGCUACAGAAACUGAGGCACCAAAAGGCAGAGAACCAAUUGUUUCUGGAGCUGUACCAGUAGCUUCCGAAGCUUCUGAGAUCCAGGUUCCAGAAACUUCCAACCCAGAAGCUACUCUUGUGAGGCUAACAUUCCAGCUCCUGAAGCUGCAAAAAUAG